AUGAGUGAACAAACCAAGAUGAAUGAAACACAAUUCCUUGUUUGGGUCAAUAAGAGUGGACCACCUAUCAGCCUGAACCGUACACCAAAGAGCGACAUAGAAAUAGCAUGCGUCAGUCUGGAGUAUCAAGGUUCAUUCCCGCCCCCGUCGUUGCCGACAACGGGUGAAGUUACACUGCUCUUCAUCGGCCUAUUGUUGGGGACGUUAUUGAUUGACCGAAUUUGCCAAUGCGUGAGGCGGAGCCACAAAUGUAUACAGGAUGAUUUUGUUGGGAAGCAGAACCCUGACAAUCUUGGAUUGGCAGUGACCUAUUUGGUUUCCCAAAUUGCGUGGCCAACAAUCGUUCUGGACUCUGCAUUAUCCACAAUCUACAAUGGAAUUGCCGCCACCAUCCUCGACUCCGUUGCUAGGGCCUUCGCCCCUGCCAUCUUCACGAUCUUUCUGCUGGAGAUGCGGACCAAGGCGCCGGGUGCCAAAAGUUUCCCUCAGUUCAUCAGACGUCGAUUUGGAGGUGUGGCACAUGUGCUCGUCCUGCUUCUCUUUAUCAUCACGUCCAUCGCCAACAUCCUAAAAAUCUUAGCCUGAUUCACAUUCAAGCCACCAGUUCUGCGCUUUUUUUCUGGGGAGAACGCGAUGGACCUCGUCACGUACGUUGGUCAGACUAUCACUGCACUUAUUCUAGAGGACUAUGUGAGGCCUCUGUUGAAUUGGGAGAAGACGACCGAAUUUUGUGUCAAACGGGAAUUUUUGCAUUUCGAAAAAUGUUGA
Molecule: messenger RNA, 768 nt
Organism: Dibothriocephalus latus
Lineage: Eukaryota; Metazoa; Platyhelminthes; Cestoda; Diphyllobothriidea; Diphyllobothriidae
Source: the annotation of a GenBank genome assembly